Centrocercus urophasianus (Greater sage-grouse) is the source of this 11491-nucleotide messenger RNA. RefSeq lists its product as uncharacterized. The coding region runs from base 6111 to 7031 and encodes 306 amino acids. Lineage: Eukaryota; Metazoa; Chordata; Aves; Galliformes; Phasianidae. The transcript is spliced from 2 exons. The record is from RefSeq and is a predicted model, not a curated record.
UGCGGUGAUUCCCCCAGGUCACGCUGCUGCUGCCGGCCUCUGCCUGCUGCCGUUCCCCGCCGUCUCCUUUAUCCUUCCUACGGUCUUCAGGCUCCUCAGCAAGAGCUGCAGUGGGCGAUACCAAGCGAGGCCCCGAGAGGUGGAGGAGCAGAGGAUGGGAUUCCCCUCGUGUUGCUGUGGAAACCGUUGGAAGGGAAGCAGCAAAACCGGGGCUGGCAGGGAGCGCUGGGCGGCGUGCGGAGGCAGGGCUGAGCUGACAUCACGAGGCGAGGCGGCGUGGGGAAGGGAGAGCGAGGGAGGCUGCGGAGGGGAGAGAGCUGCACCGAGUGGGCUCCGGGCAAGGAUGUCAGUGCGUGGGAAGAGCCUCCAGGAGUGUGCAGCAGCCCCAGUCCCUCUGGAGAAGGGGACCAGAGUUCCCUCUUUGGAUAAGAGUACAAACCUUUAAACCUUCAGCACAAGUUUGGAGACCCAGCCUCCCUGGGCUACAUCGAGCUGAUAGGAAGCUGUAAGCAGAGCUUGUGCAUUGGAGCCGAGCCCAGCAGUGUGCAUUUGGGAUGGGUAUCCUAAGCUACGCGUCUCAAGCAGUCACAAGACUUACCCAGCCUGUGCAGGAAGCAGUCAUCCUGGGAAGGCAGCCUGGUACAAAUUUAUUGCUGGGAGUUCUCCAGAUGUGGAUCCUGUGAAUCUGCAGACCUUGGAGGCAGAAAACAAAGCCCUUGAAACGUUUCGCAUGUCAUGUUGUCCUUUAGUGUAACGGUUGCAAAAAGGGGAUCCAAUUUGUUAGCAGAGAGAACAAGGAGGGAUGGUCACCUCUGUGUCCUGCAGCAUCCUAGUGGAACCCAUUUUCAGCUGGCCCAGGAGGAAUUUCAUCUCCUUCUACUCCAAAAGCUGGGCUUGUUCAUUAGUGCUGGAACAGCUGGUGGUGUAACAGCUCCGAUUCCGUGGCAGAGGGGUGAAUGGACUUCACAGCAACAAAGAGGACGGGCUGGGCACUCUUCUGCCCAUUGAGACCCACAGUGUGUAUCCGACUGAGCAAAAAACUUCGAGGGUUAAAGCCCAUUGCUGGCAAGCCCUGCAGGUAUCACAAACCAUUACUGGGGAGGAGAGAGAAGAGGCACAGAACAGAACUUCAGGUGGAGCUGAAGAAACUUUUUUUUUUUUUUUUUUUAACAUCAAAGAACACGAGGAACCAAUGCCUCUGUCACAACCAUUCUGUUGAAAAAAGUUUCACGUUUCCUACGUUUGUGGAAUCACAAAACGUCACUUAAGGAGCUGGGGAGAGCAGUGGGGCCAUGGAGCAGUCAGGAACGCCCAAGCAUACCUAAGAAAGCAGACUUGUAGCAAGGAGCAGAAAUAUACCUUAAUUAGGGAAGGCUAUUGCUGCAAGACGCAUGAUCUUCCCGCACACAGAUGCUGGCUCAAUACGGAGCACUUGGGAGCGGCCCAAGUUGGCCAUACUGUGGUAACUCUGCAAAAAGCAACAGCUUGUGCUGCUGCGUGGGACUUCUGCAGCAGUGCUGUGCUGGAGGCCCCCCCACAGCGGCUUUUAGCAGAGGGGAGGCUGAGGAGAGGUGGCAGCGCUGUCACCCAGGUGGCUGCGCAGUCAGCUGUGCUGCGUGCCUCUGACGUGGGCAUGGAGGGGGGAGAGGCUCUGGCAGCAGCUCCUGCCAGCUUGCAGAGCUGCACGGAGCAGCUGGGGUGGGAGGGAGGCCCCAAGAGCUCCCAAAUGGGACUCUGCCUGUGCUGGCUGCAGCUCGGGAAGGGUUAACUCUGCUUUUCUGCAGUUCCAGUCCCUGAGGCAGCUGCUGGCCAUGCGGAACUGCACACACAGCUCGGGCUGCUUCUAGGUUGUGUUUCAUCUUGAUUUUUUCAAGGAUAUUCAAAAUGUAGCAGGGCAGCAGCGCCAGAACCUCCUACAAGCAGAAAGCCCCAGUCGCCCCUCCAAGUCCUUGACCUUCCCCACUGUUCCUUUUGUUCACCCCAUAACUUGCCUACGCUGCAGAGGGGAUGAUCAUGUGAACAUUACACAGCCCGGCAUCUGCGCAUCAGCUGAAGCAGCUGAGUGUCCCCAGCGAGCCCUGAGUGCCUUCACGCGAUCUCUCUUCCACAGCUGUGCUGUAUUUCGUGGGUGUUUGUCCCUGCCGUGGGCUGUCACUGCUCGGCACGAGAGCUGUUUGUGGCACUUCUUGUGGUCUUUGCGAGGGAGGUAGAAGGGCAGAUAUUUCCACCUCCCCGGAAUGCAAUAGGUGAUGCGCUGGGAGCUUGUGCUCUGCUGGCUGUUGGCACCCAGCCCGCAACAAACGCCCUCUGAGAAAUAGGGCUGUGGACCUGCAAGGCUCUGCAGAGGGCUGGGGCACCAUGGGGAGCUGCCCUUGUGCCAGGGUCCAACAAGGGCCCUGGGAGCUGAGCCAGGUCCUGCUGGACAUUCUAAUCCUUCCUGUUCCAGUCUCUCUUGGCCACGACUCCGCUGCAGAGAAUGUUUCCCAGUUCCUUUGGCAGAGGCACACACAGGCGCCUGCCCAGUUUGCCUUCACCCUUCCCCGGUGCCUGUGAGUGCAGCAGGGCAGUUGUGCACCCAGGAGUGCAGGUCACUGCGUUCCCAGUGCUGCCCUGGGGUCCCCUCUGUCAUCUCCCCACACCUAGGCUGGAAUUUCCCUCUGCUGAGGCUCCCAUUUGUUUAAUAGCUGAGGUUACUUGAGUAAUCAAUAGUUCCCUGUUCCUUAAUGAAAAUAUUAUCCCUUUAGCUAAACCAGCAUUUCUAACUAAACCUGGCCUUCGCUGUCAUCUCUGGGGGAAAAUUUAGGCGCACUCUUACCCAACUUACUUACAUAGGACUUCGCUCCUUUUUUAGCUACUGCCAGCAUCUUUUUUUUUUUUGUUUUUUGAAACUAUCUGGGAAAGGCUGGAAGCACACAGAGGAGCUGCCGAAGUCAUCUGACUCCUGUCAGUCUCAGCCCCUCUUGGUUCUGCUCCAAGAGCUCAUUCUCUCUGCUUGCUUCUUCAAAGAAGGUGAUGAGGACGGAGUCAAUGGGAUUCAUGUGGCCAAGCGCACUGCUGACAUAAAUCCCAGCCCACAGGCUCCAGAACUUGGCUGAGCUGCUACCAAGAGAAGAAAAGCUUCCUAUCAUACAGCAGGCCCAGUGCAGGGCAAAACCAGGGCUGCAAGACAAGGUGCCCAUAGCAAGGCUCCACGACUGUGAGCAGCACUUCCUCGCGAACACUCAAAGGCAUCAGCUCCCUGGAGCUGGAUUUCCACUGGCUCCGUCCCAGGUGGUGAAUGGCUGGACAGCAGUUCUGGGCUCCAGUUUCCUCUGACUGAAGGAGAUCUCCGUUAGUUCUGCCCCUGGGACAACAGAAACACCCUCACUGCGUACUGCCAGCAUCUCUUCUCGCUUCCAGUAUUUCCAAACCAAACAAGAUCACAAAGAGACUCAAGAGAAACCCGCUUCCCCUCUUCACAGGAAUCCUCUUUCUGCCUCACUUAUGCCUUCGUCGCCAUCUCUCGCACGCCAAAUGCAGGAGCAAACACUGGGCUUUGGCAGGGCUCAAAGCCUUGGCUGCUCAGGCGGGAAAGAGGCGUUCCUGGUCCACAGCCCAGAGGCAGGGUUCUGCUCCCCGUCCACUGCCACGUUCUCCAGCUGCAGUUUUGGUGCUCAUCCUAUGCUGAGAGCACUGAUCCUGCAUGUUGGGUCUGGGCAGCACCCCUGGGUGCUGGUUGUGAAGCCAAGGGAAGCAGGUCAGAACAGCUGGGGCAGAAAGCAGAGCUAUGUGAACCCUGCACGCUGCUGCGGCCGAGCUGCGCGUCCCAGCAGGAAGCCCAGGAGUCAGCACUGCCCUGAGAGGCUUUUCCCCAAAUAUGCCUGACUGCGGGGGGCAGGGAAAUGCAAAGGGAGGCUGUGUAAAGCCAGAAUGCCUCUGGUUUGUGAAAAUAAGGCUGUUGUCGCCAACAGUUGCCCUGGGUUGGCCCUGCCUUCCCACCAGGUGCUCCAUCACUGCCUCAGGCCGUGACUCGGCAUUUACUCUACACUGCUGCAGCUUCCCUGUCCUCUGCUCGUCUUGUUCUGCUCCAGGGCCACAGCAGAGGAUGGUGCACAGGACUGUUGGAAGAACAGUUCCAGUCUGAGCCAGGCCAAGGGCAGGGGCUUGGCAGCCAAGUAUCAGGCUGAGAGACGAUCACAUCUGAGACAAGAGAACUUUGAGCCAGUUUUCAGCCAGGAGCUCAUACAUUUCCCACCUGGUCAGUGUUGGCUCAGCCCUCUGGAAAAUGACACACAUUUUCCUUGCUGCUGGGCCAGAAGUCUGGCAGCACCAUGCUGCUCUCCCCAUCCUGGCUGCUGGAGGGACCAGAAUCACUCCUUUCCCCUUUUCACAGCUGUUGCUGGUUAUGAAAAUGGGAACAUUCCCCAGCCAGUUCUCAGCAGGAACUGCCCCUUCCAGGGCUGACCGCACGGGCUGCUUCUUCCUCUUCCCUCCUGCUGUCACAGGUCUGGGUACAUUCUAGUCCUGGUGAAGCACUGCCCUUCCUAGCUCCCUUUCCUCACACAGCACAUGAGAGGCCCAUGGCUCUGGCCUGUGAAGAGGAGGGAUGUUUAUUUUUUUGCCCCAGAUCUAGAAAAUUCUUGAGCCAAUUAUCCUCCCAAAAUACUGGGAAAGAAAUAAGAAGCCCUGGGAUCUGUCUUGCUGGAGGGAUUCACUCUGCAAGCUGUCAGACUGCAAGGAAAGUGUUCCUGACACCAGCUACCAUCCCAACAGCACACGAGGAAGAUCACACCUAGCAGAAGAGCAGAGGGACGCCGUCAUGGCAUCUCACAAGGCAGUCGUUAUUUCUUGUCACAUCAGACCCAGAGCCCACGCAAUUGCCUGCGGUACAGAGCUCAGGGAAGGCAGGAAGGAGACAGCAGGAGUCACUGCUGCUGGGAGCUGUGGGGAUCCAAAGCUCGGCCAGAUUCACAAAGGGCCGCCCUGCCCAGCAAGCUGAGCGUUGCUGGGAAAUCCCAAAUGGUGCAACUGAGCUGAUUCAGAAAGCAAUUGUCUGCUAGUGCCAAGGUGAGGCUGAGUCACUCCUUCCCUCUGUCUUCCACUUCUGCUGGGUGAAGCAGGAAGCUGAAAACUCCCAGCCUGCUUCUGGGACCCCGGUAUGCGACAGCAAGCAGCUGGGCAGCAAAUACAUGUCAGCACCAAACCCCACUGUGCUCAGUUCCCUUCUUGACUCCCGGCGGCACAGAGACAAAAUUUCCUCACUCUUCAUUUCACAUCUCAGGGAAAAUUUCUGCCACUGGUGUUGACUUAAAUGAAAAGUUGGUAAAUUCAGAAGGAAAUGCGGCUUCAUUAAGUCAGAUGCUAACCUUUGGAACUGCUUUGAGAAUUCUUGAGUUAAGUACAAUAACUGGCUUGGAAAUAUCCUGGUGGUUUUGUAACCUUUAAUAGCAUCUGUACUUCUGCACCCAGACAAGGGUCAUCAGACUGCUCCAAGAUGUGAUAAGAUCUCCACAGAGAAACCAGGGAAGAAUUCUCUUCCUGUCUUUCCUCAUCCUGUUGUGAUUGCCACUGCUCAGCUUCCAUAAAGCAAACCGUCCCAAGCCCAGCGUGGCACGGCCUGGUGUAUGGAGUACAGCAAGGGGCCUGUUCCCCCGCAUCUGACUUCAGUAUGAAAAUCAGCUCUAUGGUGGCACUUCUGGAGGUGGUGAAUGCUUUGGGAGCGUUGCCUCUGAGACAGCAGUGAGACACAGCGUUGCUGAAGGGGCUCCACAUAAGGACUGCUUUUGCUGACGGGAGUUGUGUUCUUGUCAUCGGAAGUCACCCACAAACUUUUCUCUUCCCAGAUGUCAUCUGGUGCUUUGUGGCAUCAGGGCUAAAACUCCUUUGAAGCCAAGCAGCCCCAGAGACAAACCCCAGCCGCCACCUGCCUGUGACAGCAGGUCCCUGGCACUCAAUUCGCUGGGCCUUCUCCCAUUAGCAGGUCACUGAAAGCUCUGGAUUAUACCCAGGCAGCAUGGAUGCUGUAAUAUGCAAGCCCUGAAACUGCAGCGCCUGCUCCACUACACAGCAAAAUAGGUCGUGCAUCAGCAAAUGAAAAAGGACAGAUGGUGUCUGCUAAUACAGCUUAGUUUAUGGCCUGCAGGAUUAACUCACUAGUUGUCAUGCCUGCAGAAGAUAGGAAGUGGGUGGGUUGGGUGGAGGAAACACAGUGUGCCCAACCCUACCUGUAUGUAAGGUGCACAAGCUGGAAAGGAUGUCAGAGAUGCUGUGAGGUUUUAAGAUGCUGCCGAAGGACGGCCAGCAUAGCAUCUCUUCUGGGGCACCAAAGCUACUGCCUCACACCAAGCUCUUCUAUCCAGCUCCCACACUACUAUUGCAAAGGUCAGCUCUGUAAAAAGAUGCUGAGCCAUGCAGGCAUCCCCAGCAGAGACAGGGACACCACCUCUGUGCACCAACAACCGCUCUGCAGGAGAGAAGCCACAGCUUCCUGCCCUGUGCCACCUAGGGGGCAGUCUCCAGUUCAGCCUUUUGAACUCCCGAGCAGCCAUGUGUCUGCAGGAGUGAGACAGAAAGCUGAGGCAGAAGCUUCAGGUCUUUUCAGUGCUUUCUAUGUGACACACUGUUCUCCUUUCCUGGAAAUCAGGCCAGUGCCUCACUCUGCACUCAUUGCAGAAGACAAGCUCUGUGCCAGCAUGUCACUUGUCUGCAUCUGCUGUCUGAGGGCAAAACGAACCCUUCCCCACUUCCCCACAAAUGGUCCUCCUGAAGGUUUCACCUCCAUCUUUGCUAUCCCUGCUGUGGCCAGGUUUGUUCAAACCCUGCAAGGUGCUGAGCUCUCCAAAACAUCGCUGUCAUCACAAGGAGAGGCUCCUGAGGCAGCGCUGGGCUCCAGCCUCGCUGUGUCUCUUGCUCUCCCCGAGUGUCACAGACAGGUGGCUGCCAGAGGUGUUUGUCACCCCCACUGUCUCUUAACCACAGCUAGCUGUCACAGGCACUGGGGGUUUUCUCCAGUGACUAAUUUGCCUGUGUUUAUGCCAACACCAAACACGUAAUUGUCUGCUUAACAGCUUGGGUGAGGAGGGAGUCUGGCUGCCUCUUUGUAUCGUAGGGAUCAAACCAGCACUCCUGAUGGUAGCACCCUGCUGGCUAAACCUUCUCAGAUACAAAUCCUGUGUCAUUAGGGACGGCUGGUCACCAGGAAGAGUGAAUUGAGAGCAGCGAUCUCACUUUUAUCACCAAAGCUGUACAGAGAGUGUGCAGGACAGCCGAUACAUAAGCAAACCAGAACAGCCUGUGCUUUUAUAACAAAAGGAAAUGCUUCUGUGGAGGUGAAAAGCGUAUCAGAUUACUAUUAUAAGCACUUGCUUAAUGCUCCCUACCUUUACGUCAUCACUGAAGCAGACAGCAUUUAUCUCUACGUCCUUGCUCGGGGUCUCCUUCUGGCACGCGUGUAUCCGCAGCAGGGCCAGGCCCAUGGCCCAUCUGGCUGAGACCUGGGGAGACAGGAUGCUGAGCCACUUGGGCACUGAACCCCCAAGUUGUUCCCCCUCAGAUCUCCCCACCUCCCACCUCUUUUGUCAGCUGCUGACAAGCCUUGCCAUGUGCGUAGGUGGCUCCCAAGCUUACAAGAUGAUUCCCCGCAACCCCCAGCCCUCCUCAUAAGUGUUCAGGAUUUCGAGGAGGGGGAGCACAGCAUUCCUCCAUCUGCAAGCCUGCUCUGCAGGAGAUGUGUGAUGCUUUCACAGUGCUCCAUGUGGCAACUCCCUCCCGGGAUUUCACAUGACAGCAUCUUCCAUGGAAAGUCACAGCAGGGAGUGGAAGAUUGUCUGCAGUAUGCGUGGGUGUUACGGGAGAGCAGAGUGGGAUGAGGAGAUGGAGGGGAGAGGGGCUGCAACCACAGAGCAAACCAGAAUCCGAUGGAAAGAGCCUUGAAUUCCUGAGCCCAAGGCUCCCUUCUCCUGUCUUUUGCUCUUCAUUUAAAAGAAUGCCAGUCCCUGUCAGUCCUGCAGAGAAAAAGGGAAUCAAGCAGAAUCAUCUUUGUUCCCUGAACACGUCUCAUGGGACCGCAGGAGGCAAACAGGACACGAACUAACGAGAUCAGUCCAGAGAGUUGGCACAGUGGGGACAGCCCUCCCCAGUCACUGUUGUCUUCCCUGGAGAGAAAUAAACGUCUGCUAAUGGCAUCUCCAUCUGAGAAAUGAUCAGAGUGCACUGUCAUUACAAACCAGCGGCUCCCCAGGGCUGCACAGAAAAUGACCCCAGUGAACUUCAGCUCUUGGAUACACAGCUGCUACCUCAUGUAUACAAAGGAUCCCUCGCUGCUCAUCUCAGAGCUCUCAGGGUGAGAACCUCUCGCAGCCCACAGCUGCCAAUCCUGCUCUGCUGGGACGCUUGGAGGAACGCCGGAGGCCCACAAGCUCCUGAGCAAUGGGGCAAGCAGCCAAGAUGGGGUCAACACUGAGCUUAAAACUCCGCUUGUGCUGCAUGGUCCGACUCCCUCACACCUCUUUCUUGACGCUGAGCCUCUCAGGGUUGUUUGCAUGGUGCACCUCAUUGCACCUAGAACCCUUCAGGAGCCCUGGUUGUGCCACCAAAGCAGGGCCAAAGGUCUCAGCCUGCCCAGAAACCAGAGCUGAGUCAUUCCAGAGUGUUCCUGCUCAGCAACAAGGAAGAACUCCUCAGUUUGAGCUCCUGGUGUAAAGCCACUCCCCUCCUGUCCCAUUUCACCCCAGAUGUGGCCAUUUUGGAGGGCAGCAACAUGAGCUGGGUUUCCUCUGCACUCCAUCUGCUCUGAAGCACAGCCGGUGACCCAUGAAUAACUGCAUGUUUGUUUGGGGGAAGACAGAGAAACCCUGAGAACCUGUGUACUUCCAGGGACGUUUGAGGGAGGGACUCACAAUCAGUGCCAAAACGACCAGGAGAUUUCGGGCAGAUUGAACUCUGUCUGUCCUGCAGACCAGUGACAGGAGGAGGAUAUUCCCCAGAUAUCUGAGUAACCAGGAAAGGGGGGAGGGGGCAGGCAAAGGGGACACGGUGGAAGUGGGAGCUUCUGUUUCCUCAGCAGCAAACCAAAGCUGGUGCUCGUCUGCCAGGGCCCCCCUGCGGCAACAUUCCCAGCCACAGCACAGCCCUGCCCUCCAUGCAAAUACUCCCAGUGUGAGAGCAGUUUCACAAGCCCUUCUCGGCAGCCAGCCUCUGCUUUCACUCUCUGAAUUACAGAGGGGAGUUUUCAUUACAUCACCAGGGUUCUUCCUCCCCGAAGCCUGUGUCAGAGCAGCCACUUUCCUCCAUAGGGACUUUCAGGGUGCGGGCAGCCGAGGCAGUUCCUGGAAGGCAGCCCUGUGCCCCUGAGGUGGGCUCCAUGCACAUCAGCUCCCGUCCCCCCAGCCGGGCAGAGCAGCGCCCAUCGGCAGCAACCGGUGCUGAGACGCAGCGUUCCCUGUGCUGCUGCUGGGAGCCUCCCUGGGAGAUCCAGCAUUUCAGGCAGCUGUGAAAGCUGCCCGUGACAAAUCCUCUGCUCUGCUGAGGAUCCUCUGCUCUGACUGAAGCAGCAGCAUUCCAGCUUUCUGCCAGCAUAAGCAGGAGCAGAUUUGCCUAUCGGGGCUGAGUUUCGUUCUCUGAAGCGUUUGAAUUCUCUUUGUUUUGUUUUGUUUUGUUUGUUCAUGUUUGAAAAUGUCCCUGAGUUAAACAGUCAGGCUUGUGCCAGCUUCCCCACAGCCCCAGGUCACAGCUAACCUCACCUCCCUCCCAGCCCGAUGCCGUUCCCAUCAUUUCCUCUCCCAGCAGCCUUCUUCCGUGUGCUCUCUGUCCCAGCCCCGCACGCCGUGUUUUGAUUUAAAUCUCAAUUUGAAUCAAAACAAACCACCGGCUUCAAACUGCUCCCUCCUGAGGAACGUGCUCCUGGCCAGGGCUGUGGAAACUCCACGCUGGAGCAUCUCAGCCACACAGAACUUGUUUUCAGGCAGCUGGUACAUCCAGACCGUGGCAGUUAGAAGCCCACAUCCACCUGAAUGCUAAAAGCACUGAAUCCUCUCAGCGGUGCGAGGACUGGCAAAAGAUCUGCACAGCACAGGAGCAGGGGAGGCACAGGACGAUGCUAAAGUCAGCACGAGCCCCUCCGAUCUCCCCCUCCACCUCCCAGCCCCACUUGUAUCACAAUACUUCAUAUGAGGGAGUGAGGAAUAAUUUCUGCCCUGUCAGCACAUCACGAGCUGAUGCCUUUCCCAGGGACUCCAGAUGGUUUUGCUCUCUGUGGCUGCGUUACUGGUAAUUCAGGCCCGCCUCACACGAGCUUUAGAGAUGAAACCUUCCCACAAUUAGUUACAGUCUGCUCUUGUGCUGCAGUGGACGCGGGGCUGAGCUGUCAGUGCUGUCUGGGAGCCCCAUCCCACACACAGGCCCUGCCCUGGUUUCUCUAUUUUGGUCAGCAGUGUGAUUUUUCAAGUGAAAUCAUCAGACCAAGACAAUCUCAGCUGCAGAUGGGUAGUGACAGCCAUUUGGAAGCGUCUCAUACCCAACCCAUCUCAGCUAGGAACAGCUGAUUUCAACAUCAUCUGGAUUUACACUGAUGUAACACCUCUUCUCUCCUUUUCCAGCCUUCCUUUCCCACCAGCACAAGGGGAGAGGAUCCUUUCACACAUCAGGGCUCUGCAUCAGAAGCAUCCCAGCAUCGCCAUUCCUCCACACAAGGUGGUAACAGGAGUUGGCAGCACAGCAGGGAUGGAGCUCAGUAACUCACAUUGCUUCGGGGCAAAGCGCUUCCAGGCCCCCCUAUGAUGUCACCGGCCUCUUUUGGAGAACUGCUUUGCUCUCUUGCUGAAUUAGCUUGCUAGUAACAGGGUUCUCAAUCCCCAUUUAGCAGAGUUUAACACUGAGGCCAAUCCCAAGCACGGUCCAAAGCUUGCAGCUGGGCCAAAGGCACAUGCAUUGCAGCUGGAACAGCAGAGCGUAGCAGAGGUGAGGGAGAGCUGACAGGCGCUGGGGAAUGACUUGGAUGCAGCAGGCAGAACUACAAGGGAGGGGGUAUGGCAGGCACAGAACUAACAAAAACAUCACAGAAAGAGGAGAGCUGACGGGGUAGUAGGAGGGAAGGAAGCUUCACGUGUGCGCUCAUGCAGGUGAUUUACUCCCUCUGUGCCUACAUUCAUCCUAUCAAGAAGAGAAGCGCCACUGUUAUCUCUGCUGCACAGAAAGGCUCAGGCUCUGAGCCUGCAGCACAGCACAGCACCCAGGUGCCUCCAGCAGUGCGGGCCGGGCUAGCUCAUUCUCGUUCUGCCGCCAGGAGCAAUGAAAGGCAGGGAGGGAGCGCAAACCGUGAUAACUGUGCGCAAACGGACUUUGCUGAGAGAAGCGGCGGACGUCCCAGAGAGCGCUGAAGCCGCACUCGCCUCGUCACAGAACGACUGCAGAGCGCCCGGUGGGAAGCAGGCAGCCUGCAGGGAAAGCGGCCGUUCUGUGCCGGUACCAGAACCGCCGGCAGCAGCGCACACACCGCCGCCCCGCACCUCCAGCC